CCCCAGCCCAUCACCCUGGUGUUAGCCGGGCAGCGCUGAGACCGUCUCCCGCUGGGAUCGAGACGAUUCGAUGCGGUUUGCUAAUAUGAAGAUUUGUAAUCUGUGUCUUUUGUAUUUUGAAUGCAUAAAAAUAAUUUAGUUUGCUUUGCUGCAAUGUAAAACGCGGGAGCCUUUCUCUCUGUGUGGAGCACCCAGGGCUGGUCCUUGGUGCCGCUCCGAGGUCCAUCCACUCCUUCUCAUGAAAUGGAAAAUCCUGAAGUGGCUGUGAGCAGCUGCAGUGCGCAAGAUGAUGAAAACCUUUGCAGCUAUAAACGACACUCAUCAGUAUCACAGGAGGGGCUUUUGGAAGAUCAGCUUAGAAGGAAGUUAAAAUUUUUCUUCAUGAACCCAUGUGAGAAAUUUUGGGCCCGGGGCAGAAAGCCUUGGAAACUUGGGAUUCAGUUACUCAAAAUAGUAAUGGUUACAGUUCAGCUGGUGGUUUUUGGAUUGAGCAAUCAAAUGGUGGUUGCCUUCAAAGAAGAGAACACUGUUGCAUUCAAACAUCUUUUCUUGAAAGGGUAUAUGGACAGAAUGGAUGAUACCUAUGCUGUAUACACACAAACAGAUGUCUAUGACCAGAUAUUCUUUGCAAUAAACCAGUACCUCCAGUUGCCCAAUAUCUCUGUUGGAAAUCAUGCUUAUGAGAAGAAGGGAGCAGAAGAGACACCUCUGGCUGUUUGUCAGCAGUUCUACAAGCGAGGAAUCAUCUGUCCUGGAAAUGACACCUUUGAUAUAGACCCAGAGAUUGUGACUGACUGCUUGUACAUUGAGCCAACAACUUCAUUAGACAACACAACAAUGGGAAAGCACAAUUUGAAUUUCACUCUGGAUUUCCCCAGACUGGUGGCAGUACAGCUCAUGUUCAAUCUGAAGGCAAUCAACCUCCAGACUGUUCGUCACCACGAGCUCCCCGACUGCUACGAUUUCACUCUGAGGAUUGUGUUUGAUAAUAAAGCACACAGUGGAAGAAUUAAAAUAAGUCUAGACAAUGACAUAGCAAUCAGGGAAUGUAAAGAUUGGCACGUUUCUGGAUCAAUACAGAAGAACACUCAUUACAUGAUGAUCUUUGAUGCUUUUGUCAUGCUGACUUGUCUGGCUUCAUUGAUCCUUUGCACCCGAUCAGUGAUUAAAGGAAUUUGGCUCCAAAGGGAAUUUGUAAGCUUUUUCCUAUAUUAUUAUAAGAAGGAAGUAUCUUUCAGUGAUCAAAUGGAAUUUGUCAAUGGGUGGUACAUCCUAAUUAUGGUUAGCGAUGUCCUAACUAUUGUUGGAUCAACUCUAAAGAUGGAGAUACAAGCUAAGAGUCUGACAAGUUAUGAUGUCUGCAGCAUACUCUUAGGAAUAUCAACUAUGCUUGUUUGGCUUGGAGUCAUUCGCUACCUAGGUUUCUUUCAGAAGUAUAAUGUAAGGAUCUCCUGGGAUCUUCAUACUGUUGGUAUUUAUUCUGUUUGUUGCUAUAAGAGGACUGGAAGAAGUAUCUGGUUGAAUUCUAACUGUUUGCAUUGCUUUGUGCAGCUUCUCAUCCUAACACUGCGAGCAGCAUUACCCAAUGUAAUGAGGUUCUGCUGUUGUGCUGCUAUGAUCUACCUGGGUUAUUGUUUCUGUGGAUGGAUUGUACUGGGACCAUACCAUGUGAAGUUUCGCACUCUGAACAUGGUUUCUGAAUGCCUUUUUUCAUUGAUUAAUGGAGAUGACAUGUUUGCCACCUUUGCAGAAAUGCAGCAGAAAAGUUACUUGGUUUGGUUAUUCAGUAGGAUAUACCUCUACUCCUUCAUCAGUUUGUUCAUCUAUAUGGUGCUGAGUCUCUUCAUUGCACUCAUUACAGAUACGUAUGAAACAGUCAAGCACUACCAGCAAGAUGGCUUUCCCGAGACAGAACUUCAGAGAUUCAUAUCACAGUGCAAAGACUCACCAAACUCUGGGAGGUACAGGUUAGAGGAGGAAAGUUCUGCUUCUCUCUUCUGUUGUUGUAAUGGUUGUAGUAAACAUAUUUAAUGGAUUGUGGGAGUGUAUCAUGGAGGCUUUAAAGCAGCACACAUUACAAGAACUGGACAAUGGAGCUGGUGGAAAACCUUAUCUCUGAAGACUUUAUUUGCUUUUCUCAAAAAACAGUGUAAGCCUGUGGCAGAAGUUUGUGCUAAACUUACAGACUUUUUGAUUAGACAUUCACUGCUAGUUCAGGGGACUUGAGGAUGGUUUUUAUUAGUUCUAUUCUAUUUGUUUCCUCAGUUAAAUUGUGCUCGGAUGCAAAAGGCAUAAAAACCUGUCUGUGUUCAGAGACUUGGCUAGAUUAUAAGAGUAGAAUAUAAAUGUAGUAACUUUCAACUGUAAGUAGAAUUCAUGUUGGACAACUUCAGCUUUGAACACCAGCCUAGCCCUCAGUACUGCAGGCAUUAUCUGUCUAUGGCUGACCUGUUACUGAAUGAAUGAAAGCUCACUAGAGCCCUCAGAAUUUUUGGUUUAUUUGCACUCACAGUAAAAAUAAAUACUAUAAAAUUUGGUGUAAUAUGUGUCUGGAGUCAUUACAGUGAGUUGAUACACUCAAAUAUUGCUGAAAGAUAAAAUAAGUAUUUCUUUAAACACAAGUACCACUGGAUGUGACAAUCUAUUCUCAGAGAGGUUGGGAUAUGCCAGACUGAAGUUGAGGGAUGAGCUGUGUGGAGAAAUGUUCUCAUGUAUCAAGCACUGAGCAGGGUCAGUUACAGUCUUCAGCUUAACAGUGUUUGGAUCUUACAUUUUUAAAGGAAAAAUUAGACAAAAACCCUUUUGAAAUACCUAUUUUUCUAAAAUUUGAAAUCUUCCUCUGGCAUACAAGUCUGUAAACCUGAAGUCUAAACUAAGUUAAGGACACAGGAGAUGUGUCUGAGUUUUCUCUCUCCACAUUUUAGAAACUGGAUAUUUCCUAGCAACUGAAUAACCUGCUACUGUCAGUGGCUGGCUGAAACAUUAGCUCUUCUAAAAGUUCAGUUUCAACAACUUAGUUUGUAUUCUUUGUUGAUUGUGAUACUAUUUAAUGGAUGCCUUAUUUUCUAUAGUCUAUUCACUCUGGGAGCAGAAUAGAAAACUAAAGGGAAGCAUAUUUUAGAGAACUUGCAUUUGUGAGCAACAUUGCUGUAGCGGUGUGUGACAAUGUACAAUGAAUGCUGCAGAGGACACUAAACAUAUUCUGUCUGAAUGCCUACACAUUGUAAAUGUGCUACAAUAAACACAGCUGCAGUAAC
Cinclus cinclus is the source of this 3257-nucleotide messenger RNA. RefSeq names its product mucolipin TRP cation channel 3 (gene MCOLN3). The record is from RefSeq and is a predicted model, not a curated record. Lineage: Eukaryota; Metazoa; Chordata; Aves; Passeriformes; Cinclidae. Gene Ontology annotation, molecular function: NAADP-sensitive calcium-release channel activity. Bases 244 to 2031 code for a protein of 595 amino acids. Gene Ontology annotation, cellular component: plasma membrane; lysosomal membrane. The transcript has 13 exons.